Molecule: messenger RNA, 1197 nt
Organism: Capronia coronata CBS 617.96
Lineage: Eukaryota; Fungi; Ascomycota; Eurotiomycetes; Chaetothyriales; Herpotrichiellaceae
Exons: 2
Coding region: 1-1197 (398 amino acids)
Source: RefSeq, a predicted model, not a curated record
AUGGGAGUCGUGGCGGCCCAGCAGCCUGUCCGAGAUCCAGUUGCAGCCGGACCGCCGCUUGAAUUAGUGCAUCUAUACUACGACGAAUGGCCAACCGGCAUUGCCGUUUCUGCGUCGGGACGCAUGUUCUCAAACUACCCUCUAGGUCUCGAUCCGACAAACACCAAAUACCAAGUCGCCGAGUUGAAUUCCAAUAACACCGAAACAGCGUACCCGAAUGCUGAGAUCAACUCUCCGCCCGGCGGUGCAAUCGAUUUCUCCACCUACCCGGCCACAUCGAAGGGACUUGCGGACUACUUGAUUGGGGUGCAAAGCGUCGUGAUUGAUCCAAAAGACCAUCUCUGGAUCCUCGACACGGGCCGAGCAGUUCUCCCCAACGGCACGCUCACGACCUCCAACUUCGGCGGGCCCAGGCUGAUCGGGGUCGACUUGACCAACGACACCAUCUUCCAGACCAUCCUCUUCCCGUCGACGGUGGCGUACUCGGAUUCCUAUCCGAACGACGUCCGCUUCGACCUACGGCCCUCCGUCACGGCGUCCGGCCAAGGAAUAGCCUACAUCACCGACUCGUCCAGCGAGGGCCGCAACGGCAUCAUCGUCGUCGAUCUCGGAACCGGCGAAUCAUGGCGCCAUCUCGAAAACAUCCCGCAAGUCCGUCCCGAACCCGGCUUCUUCGUCAGCGUCUGGGGCGAGCCCGUCUACAACAACCCGGGCAACGGCAUGCCCAUCUCCCGCCUCGCAUUCGGUGCCGACGGCAUCACGCUGUCCAACAACGGCGAGACCCUCUAUUUCAGCGUCGUCUCGGGCCGCCACCUGUACGCCGUCCCCACAGCUCGUCUGCGCGACCGCAGUGCCUCCUCGGAACUGUUUUCCCAAGCCUCGGUCAUGGAUCUGGGCCAGAAGGGCGUCAGUGACGGAUUGGAGAGCGAUUCCAAUGGCAUCGUCUACGGAGGCAGUGUCGAGACGGAUUCGAUUGUCUUCUUCAACCCGGCUAAAGGCACGGUUUCCACCUUUGUCAGGGAUCCCAGGAUCCAGUGGACCGACACCUUCUCCACGGCCGGUAGCUAUUUGUAUUUCACCGAGAACCAGCUGUGGCGAGCCCCGGCGCAACAAGGCGGCGUGGACAGACGGGUGAAACCGUAUGCUUUGUUCCGAGUGCCGUUGUUGAACAAUGCUACUAAGAUACAGCUGGUGUAG